GUCUCUGGUCUCUGGUCCCUGGUCCCUGGUCCCUGGUCUCUGAUCCCUGGUCCCUGGUCUCUGGUCUCUGAUCCCUGGUCCCUGGUCUCUGGUCCCUGGUCCCUGGUCUCUGGUCCCUGGUCUCUGGUCCCUGGUCCCUGGUCCCUGGUCCCUGGUCCCUGUGACAUAUUUGAUGCCAUGUUCCCUGUCAUGCACAUUGCGGGAGAGACAGUUAUUCAGCAAGGUGAUGAAGGAGACAACUUCUAUGUGAUUGACCAAGGAGAAGUGGAUGUAUAUGUGAACGGAGAGUGGGUGACCAGUAUCGGGGAGGGGGGCAGCUUUGGGGAGCUGGCCCUGAUCUACGGGACCCCCCGAGCCGCCACCGUCAAGGCCAAGACUGACAUGAAGCUGUGGGGCAUCGACCGGGACAGCUACCGACGCAUCCUCAUGGGUAGCACACUGAGGAAGAGGAAGAUGUACGAAGAGUUCCUGAGCAAGGUCUCCAUCCUCGAGUCUCUGGACAAGUGGGAGCGUCUGACUGUAGCUGAUUCUCUGGAGCCAGUCCAGUUUGAGGACGGGGAGAAGAUCGUGGUACAGGGAGACCCCGGAGAUGACUUCUUCAUCAUCACAGAGGGGGCUGCCUCUGUUCUCCAGCGUAGAUCUGACAAUGAGGAGUACGUCGAGGUUGGUCGUCUGGGGCCAUCCGACUACUUUGGUGAGAUCGCCCUGCUGCUGAACAGGCCGCGGGCGGCCACAGUGGUGGCCCGGGGACCCCUGAAGUGUGUGAAGCUGGACCGGCCCCGCUUCGAACGGGUCCUGGGGCCCUGCUCGGAGAUCCUAAAGAGGAACAUCCAGAGAUACAACAGCUUCAUCUCUCUCACCGUGUGAGGGGCCACCGGGGGCCAAAUGGGGAGGGAAAGGUGUGGAUGGGUGGGGCAGGGGGGUUCUGCUGACAGGGCUUCUUCCUGACUUUUUUUCUUUUGGCUCUGUUCUUCUAAUUCUGAUCUUCUUCUUGUCCUUCACUUUGACCUGUACUGUCUCUGUAGCUCUAUGGAAAUGAACAAUGAAACAUGUGGGAUGAAUGUGGCGAGGACGGACACACAGUGUGGAUGUACUUUAAAUGGCUCAUAUGUUACAGGGGUCAUAUAUGUUUACUGAAUAUGAUACAUGCUUGGAGAAUGCAAUGAAUGGAGGUAGAUUGCACUUGUAUGUAUUUUAUGAGGAAAACUAUAACAGAGGAGGGGUGGGGUAAUUCAGGAAGGGAAGUCAUGAAUUCAGGAAGUGAUGUCAUGUUUACGUACAGCGAUGGAGGAAGUUGGGUGUCUUUGCACGCUGGUUGUAGUUUUUUGCCUUUUCGCUUUAGGGUCCUGGUCGUUGGUCCGUGGUUGCCAUUUCUACGUCAAAUCAACCCACUACCUGAUGACACAGGCCUUUGUUACCUAAAAACUAGAGGUAGACGUAAAAACAACUUUUAUUCUUGUCUGUUUCAUUGAUCUCAAUGCUUUUUAACUGUACUUGUGUUGCUGGUACGAAUGACGAUGGGGUGUUUGUUAGACGUUAUAUUUUAAAUAGGGGUUUUAUUGAUGGAUGCUGCAAAUGUGCCAUGUGAAGGAGUGUGGCUUUUAUUUUGUAAAGAUACCUCCAUUCUGAUGUUUUAUCUCAAUCUGAUUCUGUACAUUGUUCCAAAGGCGCAAUAGUGUUUGUUAGAUUAACACACAGACACACACACUCUCUCAAACACAUAACACACAGACACGGUCACACACUAACAGACACACACAUGCACAUGUACACACACAUACACAAACACACACGUUCUGACAUACACUCAUACAGGUGGAUAUACACACACACAUACUCACACACACACACACAAACACACUCACACACACACAAACAUACUCACACACACAUACACACACACACAAACACACUCACACACACACACACACACACACAAACACACUCACACACACACACUCUCUCAGGACUAUAAAUUCAUAAUACAAAUGUCUUACACUGGAUGCUUUUUCAGCUGAUUUUGGUCUGUGUUAAAUUGAUUGGUGAGAUAAUUUUCCAUCACUUUACAGUUCUUAGCUUUUGGUGAAUACAGCAGUUUGUUUAAAUUGUUUUGAUGAUGUUGAUUUAAAUGUUAUUAUAAAUGUUUAAACCAGAGAAAUAGACAAAGUCAUGUUACUCUCUUUCUAGGUCAUUGGAGAUUGUGAUCUCUAUCUCAAUUCAAAGUUGCACAAUAAUUGACCAAUGGCAGAUGAUGUCCAAUGGAGCUGACCUAUAGAACAGCAUCUUUCUGUAUUCCACACUCUCAUUGGUUCUCAUCAUAUUAUUCCAUCCUUUUCAGCAAAUAAAUACAAGCUUCUGAACUCCA
Oncorhynchus keta (chum salmon) is the source of this 2365-nucleotide messenger RNA. Its product is annotated as cAMP-dependent protein kinase type I-beta regulatory subunit-like. NCBI's taxonomy places the organism in Eukaryota, Metazoa, Chordata, Actinopteri, Salmoniformes, Salmonidae. The transcript has 9 exons. The record is from RefSeq and is a predicted model, not a curated record. The annotation marks the transcript as partial.